AUGGACGCCCACCUCGCCUCGGCCUCUCGCCAUCCCCUCCUCUUCACCACCCCGUCGCCGGGCUUUUCCCAAGGCCGGCCCGACAAAGCUCGCCGCCUCUCCGUCAACCUCACGUCGACGACCAACCCGGUGUCCGUCGCCGCCGAGUCGGCCGCCCUCGCCUACGGCGUCCAGCUUCCCCCGACGCCUCUCUCGCCCGUCGCCGCCUCCGCAUUCGGCCUGACGGCCGCCGCACCCGACGACGAGCCCAUGGCCGACGCCUUUGCGACGCCGCCGCAGGCGUCGAGGUCGAGCGCGUCGAUGGCGCCGAGCGGCAGCGGCGUCCGUGCGACGCUCAGCCCGCUCCUCCUCGACUCGUCGCCGUCCGACGGCCGCCUGCCGUCCAAGAAGCUCAAGGGCGCCGCCAAGCUCCUGCACUCGCCCACCGGCGACGCCAUGCCGCCGACGCCGCCGCUCACGCCGCGCCACAACCUGUACCCGGCCGGCGGCGUCGAGCUGCCGCACUCGCCGUCGCCGCCGCCUCGCCCGGCCACCAUCUCGGCGCGCGCGCUCCAGUUCCACGCCCUGCACCCGCUGUUCGCGUCGACGUACUCGCUCUGCGAGGAGCUCGGCUCGGGCGGGUUCGGGUUCGUCGUGCGCGCCGAGCGCACUCACGACGGCGCGCCGGUCGCCGUCAAGUUUAUCGAGCGCGCAAAGAUCCCGUCGCACGGGUGGGUCAAGUCGCGCUCGUGGGGCGACACGCCCGGCCUGACGCAGCCGUCGGGCCCAAAGCUCGUCCCGAUGGAGGCGUUCGUCCUGAGGAGCAUCCGCCACGAGGGCGUCGUCGCCUUUAUCGACCUGUUCGAGGACGACAAGUACUUCUACCUCGUCAUGGAGCACCACGGCUCGCCCUGGCAGAUCCCCGACAAGGAGGCGCCCGCGGCCGAGACGUCGUCAUCGUUGGGCCUCUCGUCGUCGGCCAUGGCGCCGACCCUCACGUCGAGCUGGCCUCGCGUCGCGCCCGGCCAGCAGCGCGUCGUGACGCCGACCUCGUCGCCGACGAUGCCGACGCCGCUCGUCCUCAACCCGGUGUCGCCGUCGCCCAACCUGCUCGCGCCACCUCGACCGGCGCCGAUGGAGCGCCGCAGCUCGUGCGACCUGUUCGAGUGCAUCGAGCAGUACCGCCGCUUUGACGAGGCGACGGCCAAGUACGUCUUUGCGCAGAUCGUCGAGAUCGUCUACUCGCUCGGCCUCAUGGGGAUCUGCCACCGCGACCUCAAGGACGAGAACCUCGCGAUCGACAACCAGUUCCGCGUCAAGCUCAUCGACUUUGGCUCGGCCGUCAUCUUUGACCCGCGCCAGCCCUCGCCGUUGUACCAGCGGUUCCAGGGCACCAAGUCGUUCGCGAGCGCCGAGAUCCUCCGAGGCGACCUGCACCAGGCGCCGCCGUCCGAGGUGUGGUCGCUCGGCGUCCUCCUGUCGAUCCUCGUCACGGGCGAGUGCCCGUUCGUCGACGCCGAGGCGGCCAAAGCCGGCGUGCUGUCGCGCCCCAAAGUCCGCCUCAACCCCGAGGUCGAGCACCUCAUGCACGCCUGCCUCGAGCUGCGCCGCCAGGUGACGUCGAUCCCGUGGGCGCCGUUCCAGCUGCACGCCGUCGUCCUCGCCGUCUUUGCGUCGCUCGUCGCACCGUUUGGCGGGUUUUUCGCGUCGGGCUUCAAGCGCGCGUUCAACAUCAAGGACUUUGGCGACUCGAUCCCGGGUCACGGCGGCAUGACGGACCGCAUGGAUUGCCAGUUCCUCACGGGCAUGUUCGUGUUCGUGUACCAUUCGGCCCUGAUUCGCGACUCGCACUACACGGUCGGCUCGGUCCUCGCUACGGCCGUGUCGCACUUGUCGACCGAGCAGCAGAUCGAGCUCGUCGCCGCCCUCCAGCAGGCCAUCCGCAGCCAGAUGUGAGGCGCUCGAGGUGGAGGAGAGGAAGCGCGACGCAGCAGGCAUACCAUCUCGACAGCUCCUGAAAAUAAAUGCAUCGUUGUCU
Rhodotorula graminis WP1 is the source of this 2017-nucleotide messenger RNA. RefSeq lists its product as uncharacterized. Gene Ontology annotation, cellular component: cytosol; nucleus; cytoplasm. Gene Ontology annotation, biological process: intracellular signal transduction; protein phosphorylation; negative regulation of glycogen biosynthetic process. The record is from RefSeq and is a predicted model, not a curated record. The coding region runs from base 1 to 1935 and encodes 644 amino acids. Lineage: Eukaryota; Fungi; Basidiomycota; Microbotryomycetes; Sporidiobolales; Sporidiobolaceae. The transcript is spliced from 6 exons. Gene Ontology annotation, molecular function: ATP binding; protein serine/threonine kinase activity.